GAGAGAGAGAGAGAGAAAAAGAGAGUAUGUGAGAGGCAGAGAGAAAUAGAGAAAUAGAGAAAUAAAGAAAGAGUGAAUAGUUAAUGUGGCAUUUCGAUUUUGCCGACUGUCAACGUGGAUGGUCCAGUUGUGCAUCAGAAAUCUUAAGAGGAAUUAUUAAAUUCUCUUACUGGAUCAAGACUGAAGCUUAAUUUCUAGAAAGACGUUACGCUACUUGACACGGAUCGCGUUCGAUUAAUCAUUCUUCGAAUUCCAAUUGAUGCAGCUUGAUUAGUAACCUGCAAUGUGUUAUUCAACGUGACACGAAUCGGUCAAUGUUUCCAUUUCGGAAACGUAAUUCGAUUCUUUACACGAACGACGCGUUUACUUUUAUUUCGUCAUUUUUUUCUUUCUCUCUCUCUCUCUCUCUCUCUCUCUCUCUCUAUAUAUAUAUAUAUAUAUAUUUUUUUUUUUUUCCCCAUGUCUUUUUUUCGUUUUCUUCUUUAACAGUGAAUGGUAGUUCGAUGAAUGUGUGCAUUGGGAAAUAUUCCAUCAAUCGCAAUUCCUUCCAUUCUCGUAUAUCAUCUAUUUACAGUGCCACACAUUCGUACGGGACUUUUUAUCAUACAUCGAAUUCCUUUUAACAAAAGCCGCGAUCUAUAAAACUGAACCUCGAAGCAAUUUCGCAUAUAUCGAUCGUCGAAAUCGGAAGUUUUUGGUUUUCCAUUCUUCAUCGUUAGUCGACGAAGUGGAGUUAGUGGGCGGUGAAGAGAGGAAGAGAGACAAGGGGGGGGGGACAGGUUGGUUUAGUAAUUUUCUCACGGAUUUAUUCGAGUUCGUUCAUCAUUGAAAAAGAAGUAAUAAUAGAAGAAAAAUAGUAAGAAGAGAAAAGAAAAGAAAAGAAAAGAAGAGAAGAGAAGAGAAGAGAAGAGAAGAGAAGAGAAGAGAAGAGAAGAGGAAAAAGGAAUCGGUAAAGAACGAAGAAAAAAAAAAGGGGGUGGUCACAAAAAAGAGACAGAGGAAUAUAAAUUCAGAGAAUAAAAUUGAUCGAUCGAUCGAUCUUUAAAGAUAAUUGUAAAGAAGUAAUAAUUUGUCAUCUUCGUUUAUUAUAAAAAUCUUCGUCAAAGUUGUAAUCGUCAAAAUUGUAAAAUGGACAAGUGCGAGGAUUAAAUCCCUUUUUUCCAUAAUCAGUGAGAUGUUCCCAUGAGAAGAGCCGUCUGCGUGGUAAUGUCUUGUUGUUGUUGGUGCUGCGACAGCGGGAAUAGUAUAGCCGGUCCAAGAGGAACAACAGGAGCAGCAGCAGCAGCAGCAGCAGCAAGUGCCAUCGUAACCGGUGGCCGAAGAAGUGUCGUGGUUGAGAACCACGUUCACAGGAGCAACGUGGUGAGCGGGGGUGGUCUUGGCAUCGCGUCCGGCCUCUCGGCGAUGCUCUCCCUCAUCGUCGUCACCGUCGCCAUCAGUACCGGCGAGUGGUUGUUGACCGAGGAAAAACUACCUAAGACGUCCUCGAACGCCUCAGUCGAGCCGGACAGCAAAGUGACAUAUAGCGGACUCUGGCGUGUUUGUGUCGCCAUAAGUUCGCGCAUGGAAUACGAGUGUUCAAGUAUCGACUAUUUUCCAAACGAGGAAUACAGUCCCGAUCCCAGUGACUCAACGAUGGCGAUUCCAUAUGCAGUUACAAAGUCAGCCAUGUUUUUCUUUGCGGCGACGUCGUUGCUCGUAAUCGCGGAAGUUUGUUAUUUCGCCGCACACAUUACGCAUCCGAGGCACAGACUUUGCGUUUUCGUAGCUGGCGUAGUAUUUAUAGUUUCAGGGUUACUAAUGCUGGUUGGAAUGGUCAUGUACAUAUCAAUUUUUAAAGCCGAAGUUGGCAGCAAACUCAGGCCACGAUCAUCGUUUCAGGGACCUCCUUUUACGUAUAGAUACGGCUUCUCCUUUCUUUUAUAUGUGAGCGGCUUCAUCACUACCGAGGUGGCUGGUACAUACGCCAUUUUUCUAUAUAUAUCCUGGCACCAGCGAGAAUUGGUACGAAAGGACUUGAGACGGAAAAAUUAUGGGCAGGGCGUUUAUCACUUGGAUAAUCAUCACGUACAUCAUGGCAAUCAUGCCGCAUUGGGCCAUGGUAAUUUUAUCUGCGAGAGACACCAAAAGAGAUACUUCUUUGGAAGGGAUUCCGUCGAUUACGUCGAUUUCGAUGAGUUUUUACCACCACCACCGAACUUGGAUCAUUACGGUUACACCAGCAGACAAUUUCCAAGAGAUCUCACUGCUCAAACGGUGAGCACGACGGCGGACAUACUGCAGCAGGAGGAGGAUGUACCGGAGCCCGACACCGAUUACAGUCCAAGCGUCCGCCAUGAGUUCGUGACCUUUGACCUCGAGGAUCCAGCACCACCACCUACACCCGUUAGAGGUACCGAGUGGGCCUUCGCAGCUCUAAGAAGAACUACUCCCGUCUGAUAUAGCGUCAGGUAUGCGAGGUUGGUGCAAAACGUCGACUAUGAUGACGUGAAUGAUGACGACGAGGACGAGGACGAGGACGAGGACGAGGACGAGGACGAGGACGAGGACGAGGACGAGGACGACGACGACGACGACAACGACAAAAUGGAUGAGAAAGCUGAAGAGAAAUACACGGAAGAGGAAGAAGAGGAGUUCAUGUUGGACAAAAGCUGAAAAUAAUUGCUGUUAGAGUAAAAUCGUAAUCUCUUUUUGGCAAUUGCAUAAAGUCGUGGCUCUAGACUUUUUAAAAAUAUAUUUCGAUCGUUAAUUUUCUUUCUCGAACUAUAUCGAUAUAAAAGAACGGCCGAACAAAAGUGUUAGAAAUAUCGUAAUGUGAUCUAACGUUAUAUUAAAUAUACGAUUUUAUUCGAAAUACUUUUCGAGUAAAGAACGUCGAACGAUAAUUAAAUAAAAAAAAAAAAAAAAAAAAAAAAAAAAAAAAAAUUGAAGAAAAAAAGAAGAAGACCUAAUAUAGGAAGAGAGUAAGAUGUUAUUUAUUCGUGAGAUUUUCUAUAUUAUUAAUUAAUAAUUAUUAAUUUUGUAUUAAUACCAGAUAGUCCAUUAUCUGUCAAAUUUCUAAGAAUUUUUUCAAGCUACACGACUGCCUGUUUCUAAUUUUUUCAUUCUUUUUCACAUACUAUCGUGUAUAUAUGUAGAUAUAUAGAUAUACAUAUAUAUAUAUAUAUAUAUAUAUAUAUAUAUAUAUAUAUACAUUUAUGAUAUAGUUAUAAUAAUAAUUAAUAAGAAUAAAUAUUUGAUUGCAUAUAUAAUUCUCGAAAGAUCGUUUAAUUUCGUCGUAUCGAAGAGAACCGUCCUAUAAUCAUUACGAAAAAUAUACAUAAUACAUACAUACAUACAUGCAUACAUACAUACAUGGAUACAUGCAUAUAUAUACAUAUAAUACAUGCAUAUAAUAUAUACAUACAUACAUACAUGGAUACAUGCAUAUAUAUAUAUACAUAUAAUACAUGCAUAUAAUACAUACAUACAUACUUGUGUUGAUGACUAAUGCUUGUUUCGUCGAUAAAAUAAUAUUAAUAUAUGUAAAAGGAUUUUCUAAUUCGAUACAACGUAUCCAAAUGAUUAAUAAAAUUUAUAAUGAUAAGAAGAAAAAUUGAUAUAAAUUAUGUUGGUGGCCUAUUAGAUAUCUAAGACAAUUAGAUUGCAAUAUAGAUGUACGAUCGCUUAAAUUUUUAAGGUAUAUACGUAUUUUAUUCUAAUAUUAUUUCUCAAAAUUUCAUUUACAACUCGAAGAUUAUUUGUUUUUUUUUUUUCUUUUUUCUUUUUUCUUUUUUCCUUUUACUUUCUUUCAUUCUUGCUCUCGUAUUACGAUGAAAAAGAAAGAAAGAAAGAAAGAAAGAAAAAAAAAAAAAUAAAUAAAAAGAAUGGCCGACUGCUUCGUAGAUCGAAGUUAACUCCGAUAUUACAUACUCAGGUAUUAAAGUCGACUGAAACUGAGAUUAGGUAGAUACAUUUUAUUGUUAGAAUCAAUCGAUUGAUCUGUAAAAUUUAACAGUUACAGAUCAUUCGAUAUACAUAAAUCAUUACUAAUAUUUUAUUGCUAUUAACGAAGGCGCUUGAUAAAUAUAUUCUAGACAUGAUACGCAAAAAAUAUAUUAAAUAAGAUUCAUUUUUAUUUUGGACUCAAUUGAAGAGCCUAUUUUCAAAUCGUCUUAAAUCGAUACUUAACGAUAAUAAAAUUUAUUUCGUCGGAUUAAAUCGAAAGAACUUUGGUCUCUCUUGAGAAAUAAAUAAAAUUUUGUUUUUAUCUUAGUCGAAAGAUUUUUCUAAUGUAAAAAAAGAAAAAGAAAAGAAAUCAAUCAAUCGAGAUUAAAGCGAUAGGGAAAAGUGCGGAUUUAGAUUGUGGUUUAGGUUUGCGUCUUGGAUUGCGUUUGAAUUUUAAAUAAUUAUAUGAUAAUAGAUUAAAAUGUCAUAUCAAGUAAUAUUCAAUAAUUAUAUUUAAGCAAAACCUUUUAAGAAAUAUAUAAUAAGAAAACUGUGAUUUUUCUCAGCUUUAUAAUGAAUCAAUGAAUUUGAAACGUUUUGGAAAUAAGCUUUUCAAAUGUAAUGCAAAUAAUGUAAUUUAUACGUAUUCGUGAUAAUAACGAAUAAUGUGUAAUUAUGCGAAGGAAAGAAAAAAAAAAAAAAAAGAAAAAAAAAGAAAAAAAAAAAAAAGAAAUCACUUCGAGCAUGCAAUUGUUGAUAAUUAAGUGACUAAUUGUUAUUUCGUUAUAUUAAAUCGUGUAUCGAUUAAAUCGCGAGGACUAAUUGUAAGCAUACGAUUUUUAACUCGUAUUAUCGACAUUAUAUAUAUAUAUAUAUAUAUAUAUAUAUAUACAUAUAUAUAUAUAGAAGGCAUAAUAAGUUAUACGCGGAUUGUACACUAUUUUAAGACUUCGAUACGGUAUAAAAAAAGAAAACAAAAAAAAGAAAAAACAGAAAAAAAAAAACAAAAAGGAAAGAAAAAAUGAUAAAAAAGAAAAAAAAAAAAAAGAAAAAGAAACCGAUAACAAUAAGUUUUUACAUAAUUAUGAAAUAAUUUUUAAAAGAUUUGACGAAAUCUACAGUGUCUCUUAAAAUUAUACGUAUUUAGAGAUUACUGUAAUAAUCGUGUAAUUAAUCAGAAGCGUUUGUCAACUAUAUAUACAAAUAUUUAAAUAAUGCGCGAUAAGCUGAAAUUUUAUAAGGGACAAAAGUUAUUGCCAGUUGUAAUAUUAGAUUAUAAGUAAUUACUUGCCGAUAUAUAAAUAAGAGUCAUACAUGAUUGAAAACGUCGAUAAAAAUUGUAUUCCUUUAUUUGUUUUUUUUUUUUUUUUUUUUUUUUUUUUUUUUUUUCGUUACGUACGGCA
Messenger RNA from Vespa velutina, 5330 nucleotides. RefSeq names its product voltage-dependent calcium channel gamma-7 subunit (gene Stg-1). Gene Ontology annotation, biological process: transmission of nerve impulse; postsynaptic neurotransmitter receptor diffusion trapping; positive regulation of synaptic transmission, glutamatergic. The transcript is spliced from 9 exons. Gene Ontology annotation, cellular component: AMPA glutamate receptor complex; postsynaptic density membrane. Gene Ontology annotation, molecular function: voltage-gated calcium channel activity; channel regulator activity. The record is from RefSeq and is a predicted model, not a curated record. Bases 1183 to 2439 code for a protein of 418 amino acids. Lineage: Eukaryota; Metazoa; Arthropoda; Insecta; Hymenoptera; Vespidae.